This is a messenger RNA of Amoebophrya sp. A120, 4027 nucleotides long. NCBI's taxonomy places the organism in Eukaryota, Dinophyceae, Syndiniales, Amoebophryaceae. The record is from the annotation of a GenBank genome assembly.
AGGCUGCCAGCACUACCGCUAACCACCACCCCAUGAUCCUCAUUUCGCCCAGCACCAUGAUCUGCAUCGGUCCUUCUGUCUCGUCAGGCUCUGCCUUCUCUGGGGCAGGCCAUGUGGUCGCCGCGUAGGUUUUUUCACACCGUUGCAUCCCACCUCCCCCUUCCUGAAUCUAUUGGCGAAUCUUUUGUGAAAUAUGAGUGCGACGAAAAACGAUGACGAGCUAGCACCGCAGCCUAAAAGAUACGUACUCAGUCUACCCAAACGCGUACGCGUAGCGCUUCCCCCCCUUCAAGUAGACUACUUUUUUUUGCCUCUUCCGGUCCGAGACAGCGUAAAAAGACCUCCAAAUGGCACAGGGUAAGACAUUGCUGGAGCUGGAGAAGAACGCUUUGUCCCGUCCCAUGCUUGACCGAGGGCGGGACACCUUGCAAGACCGAGAGAGCCAGAACGCCACAGCAGCAGCGAGAAAACCCGACGACCAUCGUCCUACUUCGGUACUUGAUCGGCGUCUUUCCGUCUCCUUUUCGGACGAGCAAACCCCUGAGGCCGCCGCGGUCCAACGCCGGGUCUUGCCGGCAGUGCGAAAAUGGAAAGCCACCGUUCUAGAGACGAAGCGCCGCGUGCGGGACUGGAACUUUUUGUUUUGGUACCUGCUGCCCGGCUAUUACCUGGUCGGGAUUGCGGCUUACGUGUUCACCGACGCGUCGGCCUGGGACGACAAAUAUUUUCCCAGCAUGACAGAAAAGCCCCCAUUAGUGGACUGCAUCAUCCAGGGAGCGUACUACGCCACUCAGGUGCUGACCACCAUAGGCUACGGAGACGUCAUCCCAAUAGCGGACUACCUCCGGCUUCUGAACGCGGUCUACAUAAUCGUGGGUCUCAUUUUGGUAUCCACAUCCGUCUUCACGCGUGUCGUCCAGGACCAAGUCGAGAGACGGUAUUAAAUGUAUGACCGGGCAGCAGAGGUCUGGCGAGCCUGUGAGUCCAGGCCUAGGAUGGUCGGUCUGUAUUUUAUGCAUCGAGUAGUACUAGUGUCACGGUAACCAAAACCGAAGUCAGAUCAGCGCAGCGAUGACACGGAUGUUUUUGUGUCGUUUUCCCGCCCUCCCGCCCUGUUUUGUGAGGAAGGCGAAUUUUACAGCGGAGAGAUCAUGAGGCUUCGCGCCGCUUUGCUGGACAGAAGCCUUCUCGUCUUCUUUCGUAAGGGGGUUAGCCCACCGCGUCUUGUUAGGUGCUUGCUCGCCUCCGUGUCGGGAGAGGAACGAAUCCAACGACGAUCAUCCAAUGUUGAUCUCUCUGUUGCUACUUUAGUGUCAUAAAAUGUAUGCCCGGGCAGCAGCAGGCUAGCGAGCCUGUGAGCCUAGGCUGAGGAUGGUCGGGCGGUAUUUUAUGCCCGUGUCCGCCCUCAGCCCUUUCGUUUACGGUAGCCAGGACUUGAGAAGAUUAGUCAGGACAACCCACCGACUUUCGGGGUGGUAUUUGUUUCGCCUUCUCUUGUUCCCAGGGAGUAACGCCCCUGCCGUUGGUAGUAAGUCUCGUUUGGCCCGCUUUGCGGAUGAUUAGUCUCGUUUGGCCCGCUUUGCGGAUGAUUUGGCCCGCUUUGCGGAUGAUUAGUCUCGUUUGGCCCGCUUUGCGGAUGAUUUGGCCCGCUUUGCGGAUGAUUAGUCUCGUUUGGCCCGCUUUGCGGAUGAUUUGGCCCGCUUUGCGGAUGAUUAGUCUCGUUUGGCCCGCUUUGCGGAUGAUUUGGCCCGCUUUGCGGAUGAUUAGUCUCGUUUGGCCCGCUUUGCGGAUGAUUUGGCCCGCUUUGCGGAUGAUUUGGCCCGCUUUGCGGAUGAUUUGGCCCGCUUUGCGGAUGAUUUGGCCCGCUUUGCGGAUGAUUUGGCCCGCUUUGCGGAUGAUUUGGCCCGCUUUGCGGAUGAUUUGGCCCGCUUUGCGGAUGAUUUGGCCCGCUUUGCGGAUGAUUUGGCCCGCUUUGCGGAUGAUUUGGCCCGCUUUGCGGAUGAUUUGGCCCGCUUUGCGGAUGAUUUGGCCCGCUUUGCGGAUGAUUUGGCCCGCUUUGCGGAUGAUUUGGCCCGCUUUGCGGAUGAUUUGGCCCGCUUUGCGGAUGAUUAGUCUCGUUUGGCCCGCUUUGCGGAUGAUUUGGCCCGCUUUGCGGAUGAUUAGUCCCGCUUUGCGGAUGAUCGUUUGGCCCGCUUUGCGGAUGAUCGUUUGGCCCGCUUUGCGGAUGAUUUGGCCUCCGUUUGUCGGAAAUUUUAUUUGGCCUCCGCUUGUCGGAGAAUGUGGCUUCCUCCAGUUGAAAGUUCUGCCCUUCGCUCGUCGGAUGAUCUGGCUUGGUCCGCUGUGCGGGAGUUUUUGGAUUCCGUAUGUCGGAAUAUUUUCCUUUUUUUUGUUGCCCGCUACUUAUGCGGGAUAGAUGCUGUUUGACCGUUCUGUCCUCGGGGCAACGAACAGUGAUCGGUCUCGCUUUGCGAUGGGAGGAGGGGUCGUUUGGCACUGGCGGUUCGAACCCGUUACCCUUGCGAACUUUCUCCCUGACUACAGCGCUGGACCUGGUUGGGUCUGUUUUUGAUAGGUAUCCGGACUUCCCCUCCCUUCGCUAAUAUGCGAGUCUCAUUUUGGUAUCCACAUCCGUCUUUCACGCAAGUCGAGAGACGGUAAUGUACGUAAACGUGGACGAGCGAGGGCUUUCGUUUUUCUUUUUUGCAGAACAAACUACAUCACGUAAAAGACGAACUGGCAUUUACAUCAUGCUUGUUCUCUUUAUUGAGACAGGCUAAAGAGCUUUUCGUGCUUCUUUCGCUAGACCACCGCGCAGCAGGAACAGGUAGUAGAGAAGUACCUGGAGACCACCUGCUCCGGCUCCGCUUGAAUGUCGUAUUAAAUUCUGUGCUGAACAAGCGUGUGUAAAAUAGAACAGUAUCUAUACGAACAACUAUGCCAUCAAAAACGUAAAUUCAGGAUCGACCGCGUCACUGUUGCACGGAAAUCGAUGCAGCUCGCCCGGAUGAAGAUGAACGCGGCAGGGCGUGCGGAGCUCCAGAAAGAGCUCGACGACCACGCGGAGGCGGAAAGGGUUCGCAAAUUAAUGAAGGCAUUUGUGCUUUGCGUGGCGCCCCUGCUGGUGGGCGGUGCUAUUUACGGCUACGUGCUUGAGUGGAACCUUUACGAGGCCGUAAAUUGGGCGGUGGUUACGAGCAGCACCACCGGCUUCGGCGGGCUGUACAUUGACCACCGGUGGUUGCGAGCUUUCAGCAUUGUGUGGAUGAACAUCGCGGUGGUCUCCUUCGCGUUAGGAACCGCAACGCUUUCCUCCGUUCUCACAGCGCAUUGGUCGCAACACGAUGUAGACAGGAGUCUUCAGGAACUGAAAGGAGAUGACAGCACUGCAGGAGACGGAACUUCGAAGUCGGACGACCUAUGACAAGUCACAAGAAAUCCUCGUUGCCCUCUGGAGCAACAGCUGCAAAAAUACAGCUUUAUCUUCGUGAAAAAUAAUCUACACGCAAGGGGUCAAUCUUUGUCAAGCAACAUGGCAUAAAGAAAAGGCGAAGAGAACGAGGGCGCUUUUCUAGCCUCUCUUUAUCGUACAAUCACGAGCAGCGUAAGAAAGAAAAGAAAAUGUAAGUAUAUGAGUUACUGCCAGUGACGAUGCAUGCGCUUGGUUUUUUGCGGUUCUGGAAAAAAAAGAACAACAACAAAGGCACCACCAACGACGGACUCUUUUUAAUAUUGAGCAACGCAAAUAGGUAGGACGCAGAGGACUUGUGCACUCUCAUAAGACCCACUCGACGAUGAAGGAAUGCAACAUCUGUUCUUCGACGCAGAUGCGCUGGCGCAAGUGACGUCCGUCCGUGGUCUGGCAGAUCUGCUGCUGAACUGCGAGCGGAUCACCAGUGGUGAAUAUGAGGGCAUUUGUACGGCAUUGGAAGGCAGUAAAAAUUUCCUACCCACCGAAGACAAGAAGAACGCGAAUAAUGAUAUAUCAUUGUAUGAUGACCAGGAUCGGUUCAACGAGUGGAGGAAAUAA